UGCCUUUGCCUACGUCAUCAGAGGCGCGGCCCUGCAUCAGCUAGCUGGUUGUCGGUUCAGGCUGCGGAGAGUUUCGGUCCUCUACUCUGUCUCAUAUUAACACCAACAAUAGAGAUGUCUGACUUCACGGAUGACCAGAUCAUGGAGUUUAAGGAGGUUUUCUCUUUGUUUGACCGGACGGGCGAGGGGAAAAUCACCUACAGCCAGUGUGGUGACGUAAUGCGAGCCCUGGGUCAGAACCCGGUCAAUGCAGAAGUGCUUAAAGUUCUUGGAAACCCAAAGUCAGAAGAGAUGAACUACAAAACUCUGGACUUUGAGCAGUUCCUCCCCAUGCUUCAUGCAAUCACAAAGAAUAAGGAGCAAGGCUCUUUUGAGGACAUUGUUGAGGGUUUGCGUGUUUUCGACAAGGAGGGAAACAGCACAGUGAUGGGAGCAGAGCUGCGUCACGUCCUCACCACAUUAGGUGAAAAGAUGACAGAAGAGGAGGUGGAGACUCUUUUAGCCGGACACGAGGAUGCCAAUGGCUGCAUUCAUUAUGAAGAACUUGUCCGGAUGGUGAUGAGCGGUUAAGGGUUUUUAAGGACACCUUUCCAGAUUUAACUGGACUUUUCAAAUGUUUUCCUGUACUUGUGUUUUCUUUUUUUCUUAUUUUAAGUCUUUCCCUCCAUGUUGCCCUACAUGGGCUCAAAUCAGGAUAAAGUGAAUGAAAAACCGGAUUGUAAAUUUUGAAGAAAAAAAAAAGUUUGAAAACGGUAUUAAACUCAGAAGUACACAUGGUAAACUUGGAAAAAAAAUAUUACACAUUUGGAAAUGAACUAGUACAUUUAAAUUUGAAAACUUUUUUUUUCAAAUUUAAAUCGGAUGAACGAGGUUAUGGUGACAUCAUUUCCAAAACCCAGUUUGCUGUUGCAGCCUGUUUUAUAUCUCCGUACAGUAGUGAUAACGCUCUCCUAAAGUUUGGUUGGUGCAACAAAAGGAGAAAUUACACAGGUGGUGCCAACAGCAGCAAUGUUGUGGAAAUUACGUCACCAUAACCUCUUUCAUCUGAUGUCAAUCAUAAAGCCAGUGGGUCCAAAGCCCCGCCCCCUCAUAAAUUAGGAUUAACUGCAGAAAUAAAAAUACUGAAUUAAAAAUGUAAAUUGAAGAUUGAAAGUGAAGUACAAAAGGUGUUACAAAUAAACCUUUUUUAUAAUAGUUAUUUUAUAAUAGUUAUAGGUUUAUAGUCUUUUUUUUCAGUUUCAAUUCUAUUUUUUUAUUUCCUUCAUAUUUACAAUGUCUACUUUCAAGUUUAAAACAGUUUUCAAAUUUUCUUCUUUGUCAAAUUUCCAACCAGAUUUUUCCUUCACUCUAAGCUGAUCCUGGUUUGGACUCAUACAUGCAUCCAAAUGGUUUUGUGAAUGUUUUUUUGUCUGCGUUUUUCGUUUUGUCGUCUUGUGCGAGCGAACCGUUUAUCAUCUCAGAUGUUCAGGCACAUUCGACGCCACCCUUCCACCUUUUAAACUUUAAUCAGUCUUUCUUUUUGAUGUUGGUUUUUCUUUGGGUGUUGAACUUGUGACUUGUGAAAUAAAAAGGGUUUUUGUUUUUUUGAA
Messenger RNA from Oryzias latipes (Japanese medaka), 1589 nucleotides. It is a transcript of the gene myl6, whose product is annotated as myosin, light chain 6, alkali, smooth muscle and non-muscle. The record is from RefSeq and is a predicted model, not a curated record. Gene Ontology annotation, cellular component: myosin II complex. Gene Ontology annotation, molecular function: calcium ion binding; structural constituent of muscle. NCBI's taxonomy places the organism in Eukaryota, Metazoa, Chordata, Actinopteri, Beloniformes, Adrianichthyidae.